AUGAUCGACGCGUCAGCAUAUCAAGCGACUGAAGCAAACACUGUCUUUAGCACGACAGAUGCCACAUCCACACCUCUGCAGCCAAAUUUACUCUUCGACCAUCCUCACGACAUCGUUCCAUCUUACCAGGAUGGUGGCCAUCUGAGCACAUCUUUAGGAGAAGUACACUCCUUCGCUCCAGCAGGCAGCAACCUAUCAUCGUCAAGACCUACUGCGACGCCUGACUCUACUCCGGACACCACGGCGCACCGUGUAGGUGGUUCUACGCCGUCUUCUGUUGGCGCUGACUCUCCUGGCUCAGGCUCGAGCAAGAUCCGCAAGAGACAACGUAACACCGAAGCGGCCCGUCGAUACCGCCAAAGGAAGUUGGAUAGGGCCUCAGAGCUCGAGGAAGCUUUGGAAGCCAUGGGUAAAGAGCGAGAUGAACUUAGGCUGAAGCUUGCCAAGGCUGAAACCGAGGCUGGUGUCUUGCGAGGGUUGGUUGGGAAGUAG
Molecule: messenger RNA, 492 nt
Organism: Fulvia fulva
Lineage: Eukaryota; Fungi; Ascomycota; Dothideomycetes; Mycosphaerellales; Mycosphaerellaceae
Exons: 1
Coding region: 1-492 (163 amino acids)
Biological process (GO): regulation of transcription by RNA polymerase II
Cellular component (GO): nucleus
Molecular function (GO): DNA-binding transcription activator activity, RNA polymerase II-specific; RNA polymerase II transcription regulatory region sequence-specific DNA binding
Source: RefSeq, a predicted model, not a curated record